AUGGCCAAGUCGGUUGGGAAAGGAGCUGUGGCUCAAGGGUCUAGCUCCUCUGCUGAUGCAGCAGCUGCACUUAUUGCAGCGCCAUCGGAGACCAGCGACGACACCACUACCAUUUGCGGGGGGGAUGAUGAUUCUAGCCUGCAAAAGCAUGCCGAAGCUGAACAAGUUCGGUGGAGGGAUCUGCCGAGUAAGAAUCAGCUCUUCAUCCUGUCCCUCUGUCGAUUAUCCGAGCCGCUGUCGAAUGUCUGCCUACUGCCCUACAUAUUUUACCUCGUUCGGUCCGUCUUGCCGAAAUCCGAAGACGACUCUCCCGACGACGCGGCUGCGCGCAUAUCAGAGUAUUCGGGUUUGUUAGUGGCUGCCUUUCCGUUAGCACAAUUCGUUGUCAGUCUUCCGUGGGGCAGAAUUUCAGACUCUCAUGGCCGCCGCAUCUCUAUAAUUGCCGGGCUCGUCAUAUCCGUCCUGGCAAAUAUCGGCUUCGGCCUCUCGAGAUCUUUGGGCGCAUUCCUGUUCUGGCGGACACUCGCCGGGUUUGCCAACGGAAAUGUCGGCAUUAUGAGGACAGUGACGGCGGAAAUUGUGAAGGAGCGCAGGUUCCAAACCAAAGCAUUCCUUCUGCUACCGUUGGUGUUCAACUCCGGCAUGGUAGCCAGUCUUGCUUUAGGUGGCAUGUUAGCUGAGCCAGUUAUCAACUUGCCUUGGCUUUUUGGGCCAGGCGGCAUCCUCAACACGAUCGGGAAUCCUGAUGGUGUGGUGUGGGCACUCACAUAUCCGUACGCCCUGCCCGCGCUGCUAAAUGCCACACUCUUGACUAUUGCUCUGGCACUGGCGGUGUUGGGCCUUCGGGAGACACUCCCGGGUAAAGAAGGCCAGAGUGAUAUCGGUCUUGAAACGGGCGUCGUGCUAAGACGAUUUGCAAGGCGCUUACUCACAGCGCGUAAAAGCGAUUACGUUGCCAUUCGAGAAACCGAUGAAAUACUAAUGGAUAUGACACCAGUCAUCGAGAAACCCACAACUACUAUCAACAUCACUGAUAGGCGCAAGACCCCCUUUCGAGAUAUUUGGACGCGGAAAGUAGUAUGCGCCCUAGUAUCAUUUGGACUCCUCCCUUUGCACAACUCGGCCUUCAUGCACAUCUUUCCAGUAUAUCUCAGCAGCCCUCCAGCAGAUAAUACCGAGGCGACAUUCUACGCGUUCACCGGCGGUCUGGGUCUUCGAUCGGCAACCAUCGGCCUCUGGCUCUCAGUCUUUGGUAUAUGUGGCAUUUUGCUGCAGCUAUUCAUCUACCCUCGGCUGCAAGUACGGAUCGGCACUCGUGGAGUCUUCCGCAUUGCAUUAUUUCUCUUUCCGAUCACAUACACCGCGGCUCCGUAUCUUUCGUUACUGACUGGAGACCACGAGGCACGAUGGGUGUUCCUUGGGCUCAUAGUUUGCGCUCAGAUUAUGGCUCGCACCAUGGCCAUCCCAAGCACUGUCAUCCUCCUAACCGAGGCAGCCCCUGAGCGAUCCGUACUGGGAACUAUUCAUGGCGCUGGGAAUAUGCUUGCCAGUCUUGCCCGCGCGAUCGGCCCGGCCAUUGGUGGCUAUGUGUUUGCUCUUGGCGUUGAAGAAGGAGUAGUUGGGCUGGUAUGGUGGCUAUAUCUGGCCAGUGUUGCAGUUGUUGCAGUUGUUGCACUCGCAUGGCCAUACUUGAUGGAUAGGAAAGUCGAAGAGCAUGAAUAG
Pseudomassariella vexata is the source of this 1722-nucleotide messenger RNA. RefSeq names its product major facilitator superfamily domain-containing protein. Gene Ontology annotation, molecular function: transmembrane transporter activity. The transcript is spliced from 2 exons. Gene Ontology annotation, biological process: transmembrane transport. The record is from RefSeq and is a predicted model, not a curated record. NCBI's taxonomy places the organism in Eukaryota, Fungi, Ascomycota, Sordariomycetes, Amphisphaeriales, Pseudomassariaceae. Bases 1 to 1722 code for a protein of 573 amino acids.